AUGGUAUCUCAACUCCAAGGGAGUUGGCAGAGUAGAGAUUUGUCGAAAACUCCUAGUGGUACUGAGGACGUGUCUGGAGUGUACAAAUCAUGCAAAUCAUCAGCAGCCAGUGCUAGUCCCAAAAUGAAGGCAGAAAGGGAAGUAUUCUCAAGAGGUUUCACCACGCUAGAGUUUUUCAACAUUUUCUGCUUUCUUGCAGCACUCACAGUGCCAGCAGAAGGGGUGAAUAUAACGGGUCACAGCCAGAACACACUGGGAGUUGUAGGGGAAUCAGCAUUGCUGUCUAUACAUUACACCACCAUCAGCUCCGAGACCCCAGUCAUUCAGUGGCAGCUGAAGCGAGACAAGCCCAUCACCCUGGUCCAGUCCUUUGGCACCCGUAUCCUGGGCAAGCUGCGGCCAGAAUACAAGGACCGGAUCGAGAUCUUUAGGAACGGGUCACUGCUGAUCCACAACCUGCAACUGGACGACGAGGGAAUGUACGAAGUUGAGAUCGCUAUCACGGAUGACGCUUUCACCGCUGUGAAGACCGUCAAUCUCACUGUAGACAUCCCCGUCAGCAAGCCCGUGGUGAUGUUAUCCUCCUCUACGGUGCUGGAACUGAGCGAGUCCGUUACCUUUAACUGUUCGAUUGAGAACGGCACCAAGCCGACGUAUAUCUGGCUGAAGGGAGGGAAACCGUUGGACAUCGACACCAGACUCACUCUAUCCAAGGACCAGCAGAUCCUGACCAUUACCAGGGUCUUCAUGGCGGAUGAUGAUAUCUACAGCUGCAUCGUGCAAAACCCCAUCAGCAGCUCUCGCAGUGUGCCCGUCAAACUCACGGUGUACAGGCGGAGUUCUUUAUACAUCAUUCUCUGCACCGGGGGUAUCUUUCUUCUGGUUACCUUGGUAACCGUGUGUGCCUGUUGGAAACCUUCCAAAAGAAAUAAAGGAAAAGGAGACAAACAGGGAUCUUCGGAGAAUGUGGAUCGUAAUGAGGAUCAGGGGAAGCAUGAAGAGCUGCUACCGAAAGUGGGGCCUGAGCGCAAGAAUCCAGUGGCUUUGUACGUCAUCAAAGAAAAGGAAUCCCCAGAAGGUGAGGACGAGUACCAAAGUGAUUCCAAAGGCACAGCCGAGCCGGCCGGCUUCUCGGGUCCCUCCAUGUCUCCGCCCAGAUCCACGGCACACAUGGGCCGCUCUCCCCGGAGGUACAAUAAGUCUCCUGUCCGAUCCCCGAGCUCCACCAGAGCACACAAGUCCCCCAGUCGAUCCCCCAGCUCCCCGGCCCACCAGAGAGGCUCCAGCCGAGUCCUGCGGCCGGCCGGAGUCCAUAUGAUCAAGGAGCAAGACGAGGUCAAUGUGGAGAAUUAGCCCGUCAAGCCCCUGGUCUUCUCUCGUGGUUGUAAAACAAGGCGUAGGUGCUGAGUUAUGAGCACAGAGCACAUGCUGCGACCUUGCUCCAUCACUGCUUUUUUUUUCUGGGUGUUUUACAUAUACAUACGUCCCCGUAACCCCGUCCCUGAUAAUGGUUUCACACCUAAAGCCCUAGUUCCCAGCAGGUAAACAAGGGCCGAACACUCCAUCCGUCCAUCCAUUCAUUCAUUCAUUGCCCUCAGAUCUCAGGGCAGGAAUACACCUCCCUCAGUACCUCUGCCUGAGUUACCCAUUGCCAUUUGGGUGGGAGUUGAGGGUGAGGAGGAAAUUGCUCACCCAUUGACCUUCAAGCCCUCCUCGUGUGUGUGUGUGUGCGCGCAUGCACACAUGGGUAUAUGUGUGUGUGUCGGAGGGAAAGCACACCUAACCUUCAUUCACUGCUUCCUCCAUUGGCAAGUUGAUGGUUCCAUGGGCAAGAGACUACCACCCACCAUUCCAUUGCAUUGGAACUCCCACAUGCCCACGUCACCCCACCCCAACCUGUGCCAAUGACAGUCACAGUUACUGGUUUGGCAGCCAUUGUCCCCUUGACAGCAAGUCUGGUGUGAGAGAGCACAAUGCCAUUCCCAGCCAAUGAUUGACUCAUAAACCAAACUGUACUGUUUCAGUGAGACAUUCCUGACAAUUGUUUUAGUUCAAAUCUGGGUCGCUCUUUCAAUGUAUAUUUGGACCAUAAGGUCACAGAGAUCAUGGACCAACACAAUCGUCGCUGUAGCCUGGGUAAACUAUGCUAUUCCUUUCCCCUGUGUAUGCGGAUUUCACUUAAAACCCAUAGGUUUUGCUUGUCUUAAAUAACAAAGUGCCUUUGCAUUGCUUAGACAGAGAUAGCACGUCCAGACUGGACCGACUGACCACUAAUCCUACCAUUGCUCUGUUACCUGGAUAGAGCGUAUUAUUUCAGGCAGCUCAGCUGUCAAACCGAGAUGCGAGGGGUGUUGUUUAGUGAUGUAGACAGCGCACUGCAGGACAAUUGACGUGAAGCAGUGACACAAAAAAAAAUCAAUAAAGAUUUUAUUGCAGAUUCCUGGGA
Molecule: messenger RNA, 2446 nt
Organism: Callorhinchus milii (elephant shark)
Lineage: Eukaryota; Metazoa; Chordata; Chondrichthyes; Chimaeriformes; Callorhinchidae
Product: hepatocyte cell adhesion molecule
Exons: 8
Coding region: 1-1353 (450 amino acids)
Source: RefSeq, a predicted model, not a curated record